UCUGAGUCAUCAGUCGCUGAUAACCGUAAUUUUUAUACGGCAAACUCGAAAUUAUAGUGCAGAGUCUCGUAGUAAUAACGCAUCGAUCCAAAGUACAUAUUUGAAGCCGAAUGUCUCAUACUUAUUAUACCGAACUAUGGCUAAUCACAAGAAGCGAUCUGGAGAAGUUGUUGGAGUUCGAACAGAGAUUACAGGAAGGUGCACCGUUAAAGAAAAGGGUAAUUUUAAAUACGACGUUAUCUAUGUACGUGAGAUACCGGAACAUAAUCAGAAGACUUAUCCUGUGCUACGAUCAAACGGUGCAGACACAGAAGCGGAACUUAAUAAAGAAGAUAUUAGACUGCGCAAUCGGGCGGAUGUUGCAGUGUAAAAGGGAGAUCGUACGACGGGAUUACUCAGACUAUCAAUGGCCGGACGAUAUCUUGUAUCAAAUGAAGUUCACAUUGGACGAUAUAGAACUACUUGCAACGGCAUGCGGUCGGGAACGUUUGGAGGAACGCAAAAAGUUCGUUCAGGAGUUAAUCGAGAGAGUGCAGAGAGUACAAAUAAAAGAGCCCAGUCUGCCGCAGACGCCAAUCGAAAGUACGAUCGAAUUGAAGGACGAGAUGACGAAGACCCGCGCGGCGCGAAGAAAACGCGCCGUACAACCCUUCAAAGUGGAGGUGCCUCGCGAAUCGCCCGAGGAGAUAGCCGCCCGAGAGAGGAAAGCUGCAGCCGAAAAAGCCAUGCACAUGGCGAUAUUGUUGAUACAGAAUCACGAAAGAGCAAGGAGAUCACGCGUCCAUGGUGAAGACGCGAAGCGUACAUUCGAAUACAACAAAAAACUGGCAUACGGGGAAAUCAUACCGAAAAGGAUAGAUCACGCAGUAAUCAUCGAGUCGGCGAAGACGAUACAGCGCGCGUGGCGACGAUACACUGCGAAGAGAAACACGCGGAGGAGAAUCGCGCGUCUCGAGGAAAUUCUGGGUAUGACGAUACCCAGCUGGCAGUGCCGCAAAGUGUUUGCGACGGACGAGGAGAACUUCAAGCGACGACGCGCUUUGAUACCUGUGUUCGCUGAGCAGACUGAGAAAGCGAUCAGUGACGAACGUGCAAGGUUGCUGAAAAUUAGAGGACCCGGACUGAUGGAGGACAUCAUCGACGAGAUUCACGAGUGGUUCGUCACCUGGUACGACGCUGCAGGACACUACGACGUGUUUCCAGCAGCUGAGCUAGGCGGCAGCGUCCUGAUCGUGACUGGGCAGACUUUGGCACCGCAAGAGUACCUAACUGAGAAGUUGGAGAAAGAAGCGAGAAAGAAAGCCAGGAAGAAGGAAGCUCCCAAAGCUGAAACUGGGCCUGCGAAGGCUCCUGAGAAGGGCUGGAGGAUGCCGCAAACGCAGGCUCUGUCUUGCUUACUGGAAGCGAACGCCGAUUUCAUAAAAAACUGGAGUCUUCGCGACGAGACUAGGAAUCCGGAGCAGAAAGAAUACCUUGAUCUGAUCGUCGAGAAACUCUGUUACGAGCUGCAGCUCGAAAUAAGGAAGAUAGCAGACGGGUUCUUGAGAGCAGAAUUGGAGCUGUUGAAUAAGGCAUUAUUGAAGGAUCACGCGCAUGAUAAGAAAAAAUUCAUUAUCCCGACGAUGAAUGGAGAAAAGAACAAAGGUGCCGAGCCUGUCAAAAAAGUGAGGAAGAAAAAGGACGUCAUGGAUGACAUGCCCGUCGAGGAUCUGUUGUACGAACUGCUGCAAGCAGAUGUCAUCAGGGAAUAUCCGAUCGUUUCCUUGCGGGACUGGGUCGGCGAUUUCUCGUAUGGAAAUUACGAAGCACGUCGCGAAUCUCGGGAUUUCAAGCACCGACUCGGUGAGGUCAAGCAGCUUAUCUUGGAGUACUGCGUGCUGCCUUUAAUUUCCAAAGAGGCGCAUCAGGUCGCACCGCUCGUGCGCUCCGUAUGUAUCUGCGGAUUACCGCACGCCGGAAAGACUUUCCUCGCCAACGCUAUUUGUUCAGAGGUGGGCGCAUUACUUUUUGACGUGUCGCCAUCUGUGUUGGUCGGUAAAUUUGUAAGCAAGAAGGAGCAAGAAAGGCUCAUCAACAUGAUCUCCAGAGUCGCCCGCGUUUACGCUCCUUCCGUUAUCUUCCUCGACGCCGGCGAAGGACCCUGGCUAAAGAAAGUCUCGCCAGAGGAGCGUCAUCUUCGACCGAAACGAUUCACGAAGCAGUUCGUGAAAUUAAUAAAAGGCAUCGCUCCAGGUGACCAGGUACUGUUCCUUUCGUUGUCCGAACAGCCAGGAAACGCAGCACAGCCGUUCUUCAAAAUCCACGACAGAUUCAUAAUGAUACCCACCACCGACUACAAUACACUGUAUAUGUAUUACAAGGAUCUACUAAUGAAAUAUCACGGCGUCGAUCGCAAUAUUGACGUCUCCUGUUUGGCUAAGCUAUCCAUCGGAGUUCCCCUGAACUUCAUUAAGGAAGCCGUAGAGAAGAUGUUGUCGCUGCGGCGACGAAUAACUCUCAAACACAACCCGCUCAGCACGGUAGAAAUCAUGAAUGAAGUAAUGAAGUAUGAGUAUCCUACAGAAAAGACGUUGGAGGUGUUUCGUAAAAUUGAAAACCGAUUUCUACAAAGAAGGAGAAAGGCUGCAGCUAAGCAAGCAGCCCCAGAAUGAGCGCAAACGAAAGGAGGCGCUCAAAGACACCCCUCGAAGAAUAGCGCCAGUACGUACCUAUAACGUGCAAUAUGCAUCAGUCUCGAACGUGUUCCCAACCUCUGCACCCUCCCACACCUGACCUCAGCCUCAAAGCGAAGGAGGAACGCAGUAGCACCCACGCCAGUGAAG
Molecule: messenger RNA, 2822 nt
Organism: Odontomachus brunneus
Lineage: Eukaryota; Metazoa; Arthropoda; Insecta; Hymenoptera; Formicidae
Product: dynein regulatory complex protein 11-like
Exons: 10
Coding region: 111-2651 (846 amino acids)
Molecular function (GO): ATP hydrolysis activity; protein binding; ATP binding
Source: RefSeq, a predicted model, not a curated record